AUGCGAGCAAGGGGCAAGAAAGCGAAGGGCCGUGCUACCUCUGCCAGAUACAGGGGGCCAGUUGAGAGCCUGGCUGCGCUUCAGCAGCAGCAGCAGCAGCAGUUCUGGCUGUUGCAUGCGGCCGUUUGCCUUUGGCGUCAAGCUGUCAAAGAACUCCCUCGCAGCGGACACAGGCUGACCGUCACACAGCGCUGCCCUAGAAAAGUUUGUUACCCUGUUGUGAACGACCCCAGUUUGGUCCCAAGCCCGAAACUCUGCCCUUAG
Klebsormidium nitens is the source of this 264-nucleotide messenger RNA. The record is from the annotation of a GenBank genome assembly. Lineage: Eukaryota; Viridiplantae; Streptophyta; Klebsormidiophyceae; Klebsormidiales; Klebsormidiaceae.